ACGAGUUAAACGAGAAGUAAAAGCAGCACGGACACGAGGGAGAACGAGAAGAACGAGGGAAAAAUCGGAAUCAAAGUGUCGUCGGCCGAGAAGGGAUGCCUACAAAGGGGGAAAGGGGAAAAGCGACGGACUUCAGCAUCGCGGCCAUCAUGGCGCCCAGGGGUCCGUCCUUCGGGCAUUACCACCUGCAGGGCAUUGGCAACGCCGCCGCUACCGCUAAUACCAGCUUGGAAUGUCCAACUGGCAAAGCAUUUGUCGCCAAUUCUGCUCUCGAUCACCGAACGAGGUCGUCGCCGGUAAACAUAGUGGCGACCGCGACCGUAGUCACGGACGAGGCGUUGCUCGCGGACGACGAGGUGGACAACUGCGAAGGCGAGAGCGAAGGGACCGAAAAGUCGACUCAAGAAGAGGACGAAGAAGUCGACGUGGACGUCGAGGAGUGUAGCAGCGUCGACGACGGACCGGUUCACGGCGUGCCGGACGAUCUGAGCACGACGUCCUCCACGAGAAAGUGUCAAGACGCGUACAACGAGCACGAACGGAAACAUCGGUUGAGGACCAGUUGCAACUCGGACGAGCUACGCGACGUCGAGUGUCAUCUCGAAACCAAGGAAUUGUGGGACAAAUUUAACGACCUCGGCACGGAGAUGAUCAUCACGAAAACGGGCAGGCGAAUGUUCCCGACGUGCCGAGUAUCGUUCAGCGGAUUAAAAUCGGAGGGCAGGUACGCGGUGUUGAUGGACAUCGUUCCGGUGGACAACAAACGAUACCGAUACGCGUACCACCGAAGCUGUUGGUUGGUCGCGGGGAAAGCGGAUCCUCCGGCGCCGGCGCGGCUCUACGUUCACCCGGACUCGCCGUUUACCGGGGAUCAGCUACGAAAGCAGGUGGUCUCGUUCGAGAAGGUCAAGCUGACGAACAACGACAUGGACAAGCACGGUCAGAUCGUUCUGAACUCGAUGCACAGAUAUCAACCGAGGAUACAUUUGGUACGGUGUCGACAAACGGACGACAACAAUCUUCGCAUAACGGACCUUCAGAAGGAGGAGCACAAAACGUUCAUAUUCCCCGAGGCAAUUUUCACCGCGGUGACGGCCUACCAGAAUCAGUUGAUAACCAAGCUGAAGAUCGACAGCAACCCGUUCGCCAAAGGUUUCCGAGACUCGUCGAGGCUGACGGAUUUCGAUCGUGACCCGAUGGAGCUGAUGGAGCAACAACUGGUGCGAUGCGGCGUCGCCCCCGUCAGAUUGUACGAGCAUCUCGCGAUGUCGUCGCCGGCAGCGGCUGCAGCGGCCGCGGCCGCAGCUGCGGCGGCAGCAGCCCUCGGUGCCCAGCAGCAGCAGCAGCAGCAGCAACACCAUCAACAGACUCAGCAACAGCAACAACAGCAACAGCAGUCGCAGCACGAGAGUUCGGCGCACGCGUUACCACCGUGGAUGACACCGUCGACGGCGCUUCUCUACGGAACCGUCGGCCAACCGCAUCCCGGAAGCAGAGCCGCCACCGGAACCACGUCUCCGUAUCCGACAGCGGCGGCCACCGCGCCGUUCCCCUAUCCCGCGGCUCUCCCAUGGCCUUGGCAACCGCCACCCCCGGUCGCGAUGAUCUCGCGAAGAUCCUCGCCUCCCACCGCGACAGCCGCCGCCUCCCUUAGGUACACCCCGUAUCCUCCUCCCGCGAGCACGCCACCGCCCCUCAGAGCUCGUCCCACUACCCCUAAUUAGCGAUUCACCGCGGACGCUUAUCCAUAAGAAUCUCCACGCGUAACCUCACCCCGGUCCGUUCCUCGAUACCGGACGGAACCACUCGGACAGCGACGGGGGAACGGAAACGCGAUGCAGCCAAAGAAGAAUCUCUCGAGCCAAGAUUUGCAGCGACGUCGCGCAAAUCCGUGGAUUCUGCUACUACUACUACUUCUACUACUACUAGUACCAC
Eufriesea mexicana is the source of this 1935-nucleotide messenger RNA. RefSeq names its product T-box transcription factor TBX20. Bases 96 to 1724 code for a protein of 542 amino acids. Gene Ontology annotation, molecular function: RNA polymerase II cis-regulatory region sequence-specific DNA binding; DNA-binding transcription factor activity, RNA polymerase II-specific. Gene Ontology annotation, cellular component: chromatin; nucleus. Gene Ontology annotation, biological process: heart development; regulation of transcription by RNA polymerase II; positive regulation of DNA-templated transcription. The transcript is spliced from 6 exons. Lineage: Eukaryota; Metazoa; Arthropoda; Insecta; Hymenoptera; Apidae. The record is from RefSeq and is a predicted model, not a curated record.